CCAGGUAGCGGGUAGCCUGUGGUGUAUGUGUUCAAGAUGGCGGACAAAUCAAAGCUUUUAACAAAAUGAAUUUUAUGCUUUGCUUACAAGAAAUCCUUCAUAAAAAAAGUGGUGGGAACUUGAGAACACUUAAGAAAACAAUACGGCUGUAUUCUAAAGGAAUCAGGAUGGCUACUACCUCAGUAUCUGACGUACAGGUGAAAUUAGCUGAUGUACAGUCUGCACUAGAUAGGAUUGCACCCUACAUCAAUAGCACGCCUGUAAUGACAAGCCACACCUUGGAUAAGAUGGCAGGACGAUCACUGUUUUUUAAGUGUGAAAAUCUACAAAAAGCUGGAGCAUUUAAGUUUCGUGGAGCCAUGAAUGCUGUACUCCGCUUGGUUGAAUCGUCUGAUGACCCAUCCGGUAGCAAAUCCCAAGCUCCUUGUGUUGUAACCCACAGCAGUGGUAACCACGCCCAGGCCCUAUCUCUUGCUGCCAAGCUAAUGAAUCUGAAGGCCCAUAUUGUAAUGCCUAAGAAUGCCCCCCAUGUGAAGAAGGCAGCAGUCAUAGAAUAUGGAGCUAACAUUGUUGAAUGUGAAAUUUCACAAAAGGACCGUGAGGAGACUGCCGCCAGAGUGCUACAAGAGACUGGUCCCAAUUCCUACCUUGUACCACCUUAUGAUCAUCCUCAUAUCAUCGCUGGUCAGGGGACAAUGGCAUUAGAAUUGCUACAAGAUGUUCCUGACGUAGAUGCCAUUGUUGUUCCUGUUGGGGGAGGGGGCAUGCUUAGUGGUGUGUGUAUAGCUGCUAAGGGAAUCAAGCCCUCUAUCCAAAUCUAUGCAGCGGAGCCUCUUAACGCUGAUGAUUGUGCUAAGUCCUUUGCUGCCAAGAAAUGGAUACCACUUUCUGGACCCCCCAACACCAUUGCUGACGGUCUGAAGACAAGCCUUGGUCACCUGACAUGGCCAAUCAUCAGAGAUUCUGUUGCUGAUGUUAUUACAGUGACCGAAGAAGAAAUUAUCACUGCCAUGCGGCUCGUCUGGGAGAGAAUGAAGCUAGUUAUUGAGCCCUCUGCUGCCGUAGGAGUCGCAGCAGUACUAUCAGAGAGAUUUAAAGAUGUUAGCUCGGGCAAGCUUCCCAAAGUUGCAGUGAUACUGUGUGGAGGGAAUGUGAGCUUGGAUAAAUUGCCUUGGAAUAAGUGAGCUCGGGCAAGCUUCCCAAAGUUGCAGUGAUACUGUAUGGAGGAAAUGUGAGCUUGGAUAAAUUGCCUUGGAAUAAGUGAGAUUUUCAUAAGCAUGUUAGCUCCGGAAAGCUUCAAAAAGUCGCAGUGAUACUGGCUUGGAUAAAGUGCCUUGGAAUAAGUGAAUGUUAAGGAGGAACUGCUGUUUGCUAAUGGUUUGAGCCCGGGCUUUUAUACUGCCAGAUUCUAAGAGCGUGGGGAGGAAUUGGAGCGGGAUUGAAUGUUAUUUUCUUAACUAGUUUGUUUUAUAUAAAAAUAUCUCCAAGUUAGUAGUUAUACUAUAGAUACUAAUGAUAAGCCAUAUCGAUACUUAAAAGCGAUUGUCUUUAAUUGGUUUUAAGAUCCCUGCUGCCUCUUGGUGAUCAUAAACACUUAUGUGCAAAUAUAAACACUUAUGUGCAAAUAUAAACACUUAUGUGCAAAUAUAAACACUUAUGUGCAAAUAUAAACACUUCUGUGCAAA
Messenger RNA from Nematostella vectensis (starlet sea anemone), 1685 nucleotides. Its product is annotated as serine racemase. The transcript has 6 exons. NCBI's taxonomy places the organism in Eukaryota, Metazoa, Cnidaria, Anthozoa, Actiniaria, Edwardsiidae. The record is from RefSeq and is a predicted model, not a curated record. Gene Ontology annotation, molecular function: ATP binding; pyridoxal phosphate binding; serine racemase activity. Gene Ontology annotation, biological process: D-serine biosynthetic process; L-serine metabolic process; pyruvate biosynthetic process. Bases 66 to 1184 code for a protein of 372 amino acids.